CAGAAAUAUGUGACGUUCACCCCAAAGUUGAAGUUUCAACCUCCAUAUUCACACCUCUUGUUUGCUCGUCGGUGGUGGUUGGUGGCCGCUUAUCCAUUGGCUACAAGUUCAAAGCAUAACAAAAUGUUCGGCAUGAAGAGAUGGAGUCUCUUAGUCGUUCUUUUAUGCCUAUCUGUUGGUAGUGAGUGCCGGAGGAAGUUGAAGAGAGAUCAGUAUGAAAGCCUCAAGUCGGUAGAAGAAGUUGAAAUGGUUGAAGAGGAGGACCACGAAGAUAAUGGAGAUUACGAUGAGUUGGAGCCCUGCCAGUGUGGGGUCUUCAUGUCCCAACAAGUGGGAGUUAAAGAGGGGGUCCGUCGGGCCCGGCCACGGGGCCCGCCUCAAGGUGAACCCGUGGUCACCUACGACACCGACUCGCCCAGCUUGCCCUGUGGUUCGGGGGGCUUCAAGCAUUGUGUCAGCAAAUGCCUUGAUGUGAUCCUGAAAUACCUGCCCCGUGCCGGCCCCGUGAUCUGCGGCGCAGUAGAACGUGAUAUCCAUCGGGAGAAGGCGUUCCUCUUCAUCAAGAACUGUGGCGGCGAAUGGCAGCCCACUAGCUUUUCCGCCGGCAAGGAAUUCUGCUGCACUGACGGACAGCAUCACAAGUGUUAAUAUUAUGAUUUAAUAUCAAUGAAUAGACAAGUUUAACCUAAGGUUGCACCAAUAAUACUUCUCAGUACUCUUUACACACACGAAAUUUUACUUAACUUUAUUAAAGUCCCUACUUACUUAUUUUUUAAUCAAAC
Amyelois transitella is the source of this 782-nucleotide messenger RNA. RefSeq names its product follicle cell protein 3C-1 (gene Fcp3C). The coding region runs from base 124 to 648 and encodes 174 amino acids. Lineage: Eukaryota; Metazoa; Arthropoda; Insecta; Lepidoptera; Pyralidae. The transcript is spliced from 5 exons. The record is from RefSeq and is a predicted model, not a curated record.